Cryptomeria japonica (Japanese cedar) is the source of this 1614-nucleotide messenger RNA. Its product is annotated as xyloglucan endotransglucosylase protein 2. The coding region runs from base 299 to 1315 and encodes 338 amino acids. The record is from RefSeq and is a predicted model, not a curated record. Lineage: Eukaryota; Viridiplantae; Streptophyta; Pinopsida; Cupressales; Cupressaceae. Gene Ontology annotation, molecular function: xyloglucan:xyloglucosyl transferase activity; hydrolase activity, hydrolyzing O-glycosyl compounds. Gene Ontology annotation, biological process: xyloglucan metabolic process; cell wall biogenesis. The transcript is spliced from 5 exons. Gene Ontology annotation, cellular component: cell wall; apoplast.
UCCAAAGAAACAUUUGACACACAUCAUAAAAGGUGAGGGGAAGAUCAGCAUCAGAAAGACUUAUGCUUGCCCAGUAAGUCCAACAUUAAGAAAGGAGGUCAGCAUCAGAAAGACUUAUUCUUGCCCUGUAAAUCCAACAUUGAGAAAGAUGGUGUUUUAGACUUUAGCUGUAUGUUUGCAGGACUGAAAAGACCAUUCCAAGAAUGCAUGUGCUGGUGCUGAGUUGCCCAUGGCACCAACCAUUUCUUUUUAAUGUUCUGUUCCUCAUCACCCAUUACAAAAGGGCCUUUCACUCAUCAUGGAUUCCCAAGUCUUUCCUCAUUUCAGUUGCUCUCAAACAGUUAUCAGUUAUUGUGAACUGCUUCACUAUCUCCAUUUGAAGGUCUUUUUCUUCACUUUCUCCAAGGUUCAUUGGAAAAGUGGGUGGGCUCUGGCGAAGAUGCUUCUCAAAAUGUGGUUACUUCUCUUAGCAAUGGUGGUGCCUGCUGCCAUGGCUGCCGCACCACAUAGGCCCAUAGAUGUGCCAUUUCAAAAUAACUAUGUCCCAACCUGGGCUGCUGAUCAUAUAAAGUACAUUAAUGGUGGAAAAGAAGUCACACUUUCUCUGGACAAAUGGACAGGUACAGGGUUCCAAUCCAAGGGCACAUACUUGUUUGGGCACUUCAGUAUGCAGAUAAAGAUGGUUCCUGGUGACUCUGCAGGCACUGUCACUGCUUUCUAUCUGUCAUCACAGAACUCAGAGCAUGAUGAGAUAGACUUUGAGUUCUUAGGAAACAGAUCUGGGCAGCCAUACAUUCUCCAAACCAAUGUGUUCAGUGGAGGGAAAGGAGACAGAGAGCAGCGCAUUUACCUCUGGUUUGACCCCACUGCAGAGUACCAUUCCUACUCUGUUCUCUGGAACAUGCAUCAAAUUGUGUUCUUCGUAGAUGAUGUUCCAAUCAGAGUGUUCAAGAACAGCCAUGAUUUGGGAGUCAGAUAUCCAUUCAAUCAACCCAUGAAGAUCUAUUCAAGCCUGUGGAAUGCAGAUGACUGGGCCACAAGAGGGGGACUUGAGAAGACAGACUGGAGCAAAGCACCAUUUGUUGCAGCAUACAAGGGAUUCCACGUUGACGGGUGUGAGGCAUCUGCACCAAAUUCACAGUGCCCCACACUGGGCAGGAGGUGGUGGGAUCAGAAGGAGUUCGAUGAUUUGGAUGGAUUGCAGUGGAGAAGGCUGAGAUGGGUGAGAGACAAGUAUACAAUCUACAACUAUUGCAGUGACAGAGUCAGAUAUCCUGUCAUGUCUCCUGAGUGCUCUAGAGAUCGUGACAUCUAGUACUGUUUUCUAAUUCUCUCAGAAGCUUAUAUAACUAAAUGGAUUAUAGGGAUUAUGAUAUUAUCCAAGCUACAAUAAACAUCUAUAUGUCUAAUGGAUCAUAAAUAAACAUUUAUAUAGCUAAAUGGAUUAUAGGGAUUAUGAUAUUAUCCAAGCUACAAUAAGCAUUCAUAUGUCUACUUUAGUAUACUAAUAUAUGCUUAUUUAUGUAAGAUGGCCAUUCUAACUGCUGUUGUAUACCAGCAAAUGGUUUAUUUUUAUUAAGUUCCUUUUGAGGAAUCGAAACUACAUUUUGUGGA